Molecule: messenger RNA, 4578 nt
Organism: Mycena indigotica
Lineage: Eukaryota; Fungi; Basidiomycota; Agaricomycetes; Agaricales; Mycenaceae
Exons: 12
Coding region: 1-4578 (1525 amino acids)
Source: RefSeq, a predicted model, not a curated record
AUGUCCCCGACCUUUGUCGGCAACUCGCGACCCAUUUUUGGCGGCUACGAUGGGCCAUGGCCCGACAACUGGAGCGAAGUAUACGAGUCGGAUACUGAGUCCCCUACUCAAUCUAGAUCUUUCGCUACCGAUGUCGGGGCCGGCCACACGGUGGUACAACCCUCAACGCCAAACCAUCAUGAUAUCCAACCCCGCCUCUCUACUGUCUAUUCAGGCAGAACUCUGCUGGGUAGCGGCAGCUCACCGCUGUCAACAGCAGGCGAAGAACUGGGCUACAACCCCGGGCCAGCCCACAAGUAUCUACCUCCCGAGCCAACAAAUACGCUGGUCAAACUCUACGACUUUUCGCGCGAACUUUCUACCACACAAGCGCUACAGGAAAUAUCCUGGGAGUACAAUCCAAGCAUGGAUGUCUACUUCCAAAUGAUUCAAUUCUCUCUGGGAGGCAUUCAAGCGCCCGUUAUUUCGGGCUCGGUCAGUCCGCGCCAUAUUUCGACGAUGGGACCCACGAGAGAACUCUCCGAAGCCUUGGUGGUGUUCGAAGUCAUUGGUGACGCAUAUCCGGGUUGUCUCAAGGAACUUUGCCAUUGGUCGCUGUUGGCUGCUAUCGACGUGUUUACCCAAUGCUGCGAUUAUUUGACGACAAAUUCAUUCACUGCCCCUUUCCCCCUGUUUCGAUCUAUCUCAGACCCGACCACCAUCGACAAGCCUGCACCUGCGGGCAUGCAUAUCGCGAGCUGCUUUUUCGUUGUCGCCCUUCUCAUGUUGUCAAAGCUUCAGUGUCAACCCGAUGGUCCAUGUUCUUGGUGGGUGGAUGCGAAGGAUGCGCAAGCCGAGAAGAAGCUAGCAAAUCACCAGAGCCAGAUGGGUCAUUCGAGCUCGCUCGCUUUUGACAGCUCCCUCGAUGCUGCACUCAGAGCUCAUCAAGAGAAGAAACGUCGAAAACAGGAACUUGGGCUAGCGACCACUGUCGCGAUAGGAGAUGCGGAGAUUCUUGUUGCUCAGUCUUCAACUGCUAGUGGCCCCUACGCUGCUACCUCUGACUCUCUUGCAACCUUCGACGACAACACUGCUGUGAUGUCGGAACCUGAUGACACCGAUAUGGCCCACCCACAAACACAUCUUGAGCCAGAGUCAGAUCCUCCACUCCCUCCACCAUCUCCUUUGCGACCCGUACGAAAUCGACGCCCAACAUGGAAAAUUCUUGCGCAGUUGCCCGAACCUCCGCCACCUCCGCCCGAUCGAGAUGACGAGCUCGAGGAGCCUGAUCAGUCGGUGCCAUUUCAGUGGGAGGCUAGAAACACAUCACGAAAUGGCUUUGGUCUUUUCCGCGAGUACCCAUGCACUCCCUCUCAUAACCCUGACGGCAAUACCUCACUCGCUGAUCAAUCUGAUGUCCCGACCGCCUCCGUGGAGUCCUUUCCAGCCACAGGAGACUCUCGACUGUCACCGCUGGCCGCGCCUGCAGAUGCUUUAGCGGCUGUGGGCCAAUCAGCAUCGUAUGGGCCUUUUGGCAACUUCACAGUCUGGGGUCUCAUGAACUGGAUGUGGACAGGCUCAGCGAUGAAGAGCAUUGGAGAAUGUGCGCGUUUGCUGGACUAUCUCAAGUCCCCGCUCUUCAAUGUUGCUGAUCUUAUGUCAUUCGACAUUAAAGCUCAAACCAAACGAUUCGACAACUAUCUCCGGGGGGAAGGGAUAGAUUCGGGGGGAACUGAAAGCGAGGUCAAGGAUGGAUGGCAAUCUGCGAGUGUCGAAAUAGACGUUCCCGACCCACGAAAAGGGAUGAAGGGUCCGCUCAAGUACACGAUCGAAGGGCUCCGCUUGCGCAGCCUGACCGAGACGGUGAAGACUGUUCUAAGCGAUUCCAGCUCCCGCUUCUUCCACUACACGCCCUUUCGCCAAUGGUGGCAGCCGGUUACCGAUGGGCCAACGCAGCGCGUCUAUGACGAAAUCUAUUCAUCCGAUGCCUAUAUCCGCACUUACGAGGAGCUGCAGCGUAGCCCACGGGAGCCAGGCUGCACAUUGGAGCGCUGUAUAGUGGCUCUGAUGUUCUGGUCCGACUCAACGCAGCUCGCCAACUUUGGGACGGCAGCACUCUGGCCGAUUUACCUGUUCUUUGGUAAUCAGUCAAAGUGGGUGCGGGGGAAACCACGAGCACGAGCUUGCCAUCACAUUGCUUAUAUGCCAAAGCUUGCUGAUGACUUCUUCGACUGGUUCAAGACAACAACGGGUGAAGCGCCAACUUCGGAGAUGCUUACGCACUGUCGGCGGGAACCUUUCCACACCAUAUGGCGGCUUAUCCUCGACGACAAGUUCAUGGAGGCGGUUCUUCUGGCCACAAUACGCAGUCUGAGCCGCUGUCCCUGCCCACGAUGUCUUCUGACGGCUGACCAAUUCAAUCAACUGGGCACUGUCAACGACAAUAAACGACGAGCCAAACUCCACCGUGUUGAUGACCAUCGCCAUCGUGGCCUUGUUCGACGUGCCCGGGCUAAGGUAUACGACAAGAACCUGGCCCCGUAUGGAGCUGCUGUCAAGCGCAUCCUGGGACCGGAAUCCUACGUUCCCGUCAUGAAUGCUUUCAGUAACGUGUCCACCUUCACGUGGGACAUCUUCCAGAUGCUAGCUCCUGAUCUUAUGCAUGAGCUGGAGCUGGGUGUCUGGAAAAUGACCUUUGUCCAUCUGAUCCGCAUCUUAGUUGCCAACGCUGGUGACGCUAUCACUAGCCUCAACUGGCGCUAUCGACAGAUGCCAGCCUUUGGUCGAGACACAAUUUGGCGGUUUACGAACAACACAUCCGCAAUGAAACGUCUUGCUGCCCGGGACUACGAGGACUUAUUGCAGUGUGCCAUGCCUGUAUUUGAAGGCCUGUUGGACGAUGAUGUCUAUGGUGACAAUGAUGUCAUCCAAGACCUGUUGUUCAGUAUGGCAUACUUUCAUGCGCUAGCCAAGCUUCGUAUGCAUACGGAUGCGACACUGGAGCGACUCCGAGAGGCAACAAAGGACUUGGGCUAUCAACUCCGCCGUUUCGCGAAAUCGACCUGCGAACACUUUGUCACAAAGGAGCUUCCUCGGGAGGAGGCUGCCCGCCGCAAGAAGGCUGCACGGAAGGCCCCGACAUCAACCGUUGAUUCCAGCCCACAGUUCAAAGCAUUUAACCUCACGACUGUCAAAAUGCACCUGAUUGGUUACUACCCAGUGGAAAUCCCCUUCUUUGGAACGACUGACUCAUAUUCGACCGCACCAGGGGAACUCGAACACAAGCGAGGCAAGGGUUUUUACAGCCGGACCAGCAAGAAUGGUGCUGUUACUCAGAUCUCUAAUCUCGAGCGUCGUGAGGCUGAGCUACUACGCAUUCAAACCAAGGUCCAGGCUGCUGCUGCUGCCCCUCCAAUCGCAACUCUUGACACUUCAUCCAAGCGCAAACGAGGCACAGCCAAGGCGCGAGCCAAAUCAACUGGCACUACUCUGAGCUUUGCUGACUCUGAAUCUCUUCCGUAUACGCCACCCGAUUUCCCUCAUCAUAUUUCCCAAAGUCGUAACUUUUAUUUCACUCUGGAUAACUGGCUGGAUGAAAAUACUGGUGACCCAGCCAUUAAGAACUUCCGACGCGACCUUAAAAAUCAUCUCCUGGCACGUAUACUGCAUCCAGACUACUCAAGCGAUGGAUCCAAAUAUUCCGCCAAUGACCGCAACAACCUGUUCAUUGUCAACAACCGCAUCUAUAUUCACAAGAUUCUCCGAGUCAACUUUACGACUUACGAUGUGCGUCGAGGACAAGAUUCUAUGAACUCACGAACCCACGCUGAUAUUAUGACGCUAUCGCCCGAGGACACCAGUGAUGACCACCCUUUCGAGUACUCCCGUGUCAUUGGCAUCUUCCAUUGUGACGUUCAACACAAACUCCGUGGCUAUGUCUCAGCUGCUGUUCCUGUCACCUUUCUCUGGGUCCGCCGCUUCCGGCUAGACAAAUCUUGGCGCGGUGGUUUUAAACGACGACGACUUCACCGCCUCGAGUUUGUUCCCGAGCUUGACGAUACCGCAUAUGCUUUUGUCAACCCUGACGAGGUCAUCCGUGAAGCCCAUCUUAUCCCUGCCUUCGCGCGCGGGCUCAUCGACAACUCCGACAUCCCAUCACUUGGCCGGCCUAAUGGUCGACAAGACUGGCUCUACCACUAUGUGAACUUCUUUGUUGAUCGCGACAUGCUGAUGCGCUAUUAUGGUGGUGGCGUGGGCCAUUCCUAUCAGGUCUUUGUUCCAGAUCCUGAGCCAGAUGCUGCUGAAAUGGAGAUUGAGGAGUGGUCUGAUGGUGAGGUUAAUGAGAUUCUGACUGACACUGAGUCAGAGGGGUCUGUCCUGGGGCAGGAUGAGCCCUUGGAACCAGAGCUGGACAACUCAGACCUUGAAGAGGAGGAGGAGGAGGAGGAUUUGGCUGCACAGUCUGGUUCUGACAGAGACUCAGAGUGGGACAGUGAGUCUGACUCUGACUCUGACUCUGGUGAGCCUGAUUUAGGGCCUGAGGAUGGGGAGGACAUUGGGGAUGCACAGGCUGCAGAUAACUAUGAUAUUUCACUUUAA